This is a messenger RNA of Melampsora larici-populina 98AG31, 918 nucleotides long. RefSeq lists its product as uncharacterized. Gene Ontology annotation, molecular function: oxidoreductase activity. The record is from RefSeq and is a predicted model, not a curated record. Lineage: Eukaryota; Fungi; Basidiomycota; Pucciniomycetes; Pucciniales; Melampsoraceae. The transcript is spliced from 3 exons. Bases 1 to 918 code for a protein of 305 amino acids.
AUGCUUACAUCUGUGUGUCAAAAGUUGAUCAUUUUCAUCUCGCUUUACCGUUCUUUUAUAAGUAGUACAAUUAUCUCAAAGCGAGAAUUAAAAGAUCCCAGGACAGUUUUAGGAGAGGUUUUAUCUUUUAAAGCCAAUGAAGCGUACAAUUUCUAUGACGAGGAUUACAAAUCGACUCACCAAGUGCCUUUCCGAGACUUACGAACGUUGACAGAAAUACCAGAUUUCGAAACAUAUGGAUUUACUUAUGUCACCAAGAGACAUGUGGAAGGAAUCGAGACUUUGAAACAGUUAUCUGAUCAGCAUGGAGCUGCCUUGAAAGCAGAUUCAGUCAAACUUGUUAAAGAUUUGACGGGUGCUACAUCAGCAGUCUCCUAUUCAAAUCAGUUUAGACACCACACAAAACGAUUUUCAUCACAAACACUUCCAAUGAUACACUCAGAUUUGUCAACAGCAGGGGCCAAAUUCAUGAAAGGUCACCUCCAAGAAAGGUUUUUGAAAUCAGAGGAUCCAAUAGAACAAGAAUUCGGAGAACAUCUAUCAAGAGGAGGUGAAGAUGUUGUGAUUUUUAAUGUUUGGAGACCGAUUCAAAAGGUUAAAGACAAUCCUCUUGGGCUUUGCAAAUGGGAUUCAGUCUCAAAGGAAGAUCAAUUGAAUUGGAAAAUUAGACCAGAUAGGCAAUCAAACUCGAUUCAAGUAUGGGACUAUAAACCAACUCAACAAUGGUUCUACUUAUCUGAACAAGAACCUCAUGAAGUUUAUGUAUUCAUCCAACACGAUAGUAGGGCGGAAGAUGGUCAUGGUAUCAGUGUUCCACAUGCUUCAUUUAGGUUUGAAGAGGAUUAUAAGAAUCAACCUAAACGAAUGAGUUUUGAAUCUAGAAUCAUUGCAAUUGUUCCGAAAAAAGAUAAUAAUUAG